GUCUCCUCCCCCCUCGCUGGAACGGAAGAAGAAAGGCUCGGAGGUCACAGCGGUAGUGUCUGCUAGUCUUCAUCAUGUUCGGUCAGACUGUCCGCCGGUUCGCCACGUCCGCUAUUCGCCGAUCCCACUAUGAGGAGGGUCCCGGCAAGAACCUGCCCUUUUCUGUGGAAAACAAAUGGAAGCUACUAGCUUUAAUGACUGUGUUCUUCGGCAGUGGGUUUACUGCCCCCUUCCUGAUCGUCAGACACCAGCUUCUGAAAAAGUAAACUGUCAGAAGAAAACAUAAGGUAUUUACCUAAUGUUCAGUGGACCGUCUUGACAAAAUUUCCUAGCCAUGAAUGGAUUGUAAAUAAAUAAGUACAUAUGAUAUUUGUCUCUGUUGAUAUGUUUCAACCAUCCUAUAUAAAUUAUAUGAUUC
Messenger RNA from Rana temporaria (common frog), 418 nucleotides. Its product is annotated as cytochrome c oxidase subunit 7C, mitochondrial. The record is from RefSeq and is a predicted model, not a curated record. The coding region runs from base 75 to 266 and encodes 63 amino acids. The transcript has 3 exons. NCBI's taxonomy places the organism in Eukaryota, Metazoa, Chordata, Amphibia, Anura, Ranidae. Gene Ontology annotation, biological process: mitochondrial electron transport, cytochrome c to oxygen.